Molecule: messenger RNA, 3108 nt
Organism: Polypterus senegalus (gray bichir)
Lineage: Eukaryota; Metazoa; Chordata; Cladistia; Polypteriformes; Polypteridae
Gene: mindy3
Product: MINDY lysine 48 deubiquitinase 3
Exons: 15
Coding region: 784-2127 (447 amino acids)
Biological process (GO): protein K48-linked deubiquitination
Molecular function (GO): cysteine-type deubiquitinase activity; K48-linked deubiquitinase activity
Source: RefSeq, a predicted model, not a curated record
UGCGCGUUUUUAUGAAACCCACAUCUGGCAAGUUAUUAUGCUGUUGCGUUUGUAAGAUGGGAGGGCUGCGUCUGAGGAAUGAAAACACAUCUCUUGAAGGAUUAUAGCAAUUAUAUGGAUUUCAACUUUUUUAUAAAUUUAUUUUAACCCAGAUUUUUUUUUUCUUCAAAAUAUAAGGAUGUGUAUCCGUCCCAAGGGAACGUUUGGAGAUUUGAAACUGGUGUUACGUGAUUUUUGUUAACGAAAGGCGACUGACCUCCGGUCCAUUCGGAACGUGUGUAGCUCAUUUAAGAAAGAAGAUGGUUCUUUAGCAUCGAAUGAAGCAGUCGUUUGUAUGGACGGAAAAUUUGUGGCACUGAGUGAGUCGGAUUAAAUUGAACUCCAUGAAUUCAUCUCGCAAGGCCUCGGUGUUUUGAAAAUAGGGCGCGCCGUAGUUAGCCCAGUGUUGCCUUUCUUUGGUAGAUGGGGAUUUGAUUCUAUUCCACUGACUUUUUUCAUAGUAUGUAUAUUAAUUAGUAAUUAAGGUACUGUCGUUGCAAUAUAUUUUUUCGAAGUCUAGUGAUCCUUAAUGUUUAACAGGUAACGGGCUUCGACCUUAGUGUUGCGCGGAGCAUUGUUUUCACAGCCGCUUUGGUCAACUGUCCAUGAACUUUGAGGAAUACCUGAUUUGCCUUUAUAGCCUUUAGUAUCUCUAAUAACAGGAAGGUUUUGAUGACAAAGCUACACGCCAGUACAGUCUUCACGUUUUAGACUGAGAGAAGAGGUGACAUACAGAGAGCAGAUAUGUCAGGACCGGCAAAAGACCUGGCCGAGCUGGUCUGGGGAAAAAGAACUGAUAGCAGCUUGACAGAUACCGUAUUCUGCCGGUGGACCCAAGGAUUUGUUUUCAGUGAAUCUGAACCAACAGCUCUUGAACAAUUUGAAGGUGGUCCUUGUGCUUUGAUUGCACCUGUCCAGGCUUUUCUUCUGAAAAAUAUUUUGUUCAACAAUGAAAACUCAAACUGGAGGGAGUGUUCAGAGGAAGAAAGGAAAGCUGUUCUGUGUUACACUUUAUGUGAGAUUAUGGAAACUGCUUGUUUUAAUAAAUCUGAGUCCUUCUGUCUGGUGACCUGGGCAAAAGGAAAAACCUCUGAAGACAAUGCCAGCAUUUCUGAAACUCCCCCAGAGUCCAGUCAGCGUUUAGAAGAUGAACAACCAUCUGCGCUGGCUGCAGAGGAGUUUGGCUUUGAACAAUUUCAUUCAAAUAUUCAGAAGCAGACAGUGAAGACUAUUGGAGAGCUGAAGAAAGUAGUUCUGGAUCUUUAUGAAACAUGGAGGAAUAAAUGUGGAGUGCUGCUUUUCCUUUAUUCUGUUAUUUUAACAAAGGGUAUUGAAAAUAUUAAGAAUGAAAUUGAAGAUUCAACAGAGCCUUUGAUAGAUCCUGUGUAUGGACAUGGAAGUCAGAAUCUAAUCAAUCUGCUACUGACUGGUCAUGCAGUGUCAAAUAUUUGGGAUGGAGACAGAGAAUGUUCUGGAAUGAAAUUGCGUGGAAUUCAUAAUCAGGCCACUAUGGGCUUCCUAACAUUAAUGGAGUCUCUUCGGUACUGUAAGGUUGGAUCUUUUUUAAAGUCACCAAAAUUCCCUAUUUGGAUACUUGGCAGUGAAACACACCUUACUGUUUUCUUUGCAAAGGAAAUGACUCUAGUUGCUCCUGAAUCACCAUCAGAACAAGCUAGAAGAAUUUUUCAAACAUAUGAUCCUGAAGAUAAUGGAUUUAUUCCUGAUACAUUACUGGAAGAUGUAAUGAAAGCACUAGACCUUGUAUCCGAGCCUGAAUAUGUUAAUCUCAUGAAGAGUAAGUUAGACCCUGAAGGCCUGGGUAUCAUAUUGCUGGGACCAUUCCUUCAAGAAUUUUUUCCAGAACAGGAUUCUGGAAUACCAGAUUCAUUUCCUGUGUAUCACUAUAAUGGGCUGAAGCAGUCAAACUUCAAUGAAAAGGUUAUGUAUGUGACAGGGACGUGUUUAGUUUUGGGCUUUGAAGAUCCAAUGGUCCGCACUGAUGAUACUCCAAUCAAACGCUGUCUACAGACCAAGUGGCCAUAUAUCGAACUUCUGUGGUCCACAGACCGCUCUCCAUCAUUGAAUUAACCUUGAAGCCAGGAUAACAAAAAAAUCACAGAAAGGGAAAAAGUCACAAGCUUUAAAAAUGUUGUGGAAUUUGGAAGUGUAGGUGUGCAGGCUCGAGCAGGUUUAAAAAGCCAGAUGCCAUGUCUAAGUUACAUAAAGAUGUGUUUUAUUUGCCAUUCUGUUGUUUUAAUGUGGUUGCUUGUCUCCCAUUCAAAGUAAAAUGUUACAUUCUGUAUUUUUUUAAUAAACUCAACCUUGGAAGAUUUUGUUAUUAUUCACUAUGUAUUUUCUGUAUACACUGGUAUUCUAACUUGAGUCAGGCAUUUUUACAGAACACUAGACAGAUGGGGUUGGACUUCUUUCUUUUUUUCCUCCCAAAAGUAAUAGAAAAGCAAAAGAAAAGGUGAUCAGUUUGAAUGUCUAUAUUAAAUGGAUAUCAAAGGAUAUGUGUUUGCCCUUUUAACUGGUGGUCAGCCAGCACAUUGGUUGUGGUAAUUUCAAAAGUAAAAGUUUUUAAAUUGGAGAACUGGGUCCACAUUGACCUCACAGCGCACACCAGUUGUGUCAGCCUUGUAGAUAUUUUUGUGUCAUGUUUUUUUUCCCUGCACGGCAAAUUCUCAGGCACGGCAAAAUGCAUUUUGUAUGAACCAAAAAGCAGGGCUUUCUUUAAAAUAAUUUUAUAAAUGCUAAAGCAGGCAUCUGUGCUGGUGUUGGAUCUAGAUGGUGAAGCUGUGAAGCUAAGAGUUGUUGCAUGGAAAGGUUCAUGUGUCUUUCAUAAUUUAUAUAUAAUAUGCAACUGGAAAUGGUUAGAAGAUAUAAUGUGAAUUUUCACCCAGGGAAAAUUGCCAAAACAACAUUUUUUCUAAGUUGCAGCAUCAACCAAGUCAAAUGUAUAUUUAUUAAAGUGCUUUGUGCAUGAUAAAAAUAUGCUGUUAACACAUCCACGACUGUAACAUCAUUUUAUUUAUUAAGAUUUAUCUAAAAUAAAAGUUUUGUUUUUCC